Rosa rugosa (rugosa rose) is the source of this 1057-nucleotide messenger RNA. RefSeq lists its product as uncharacterized. The transcript has 2 exons. Lineage: Eukaryota; Viridiplantae; Streptophyta; Magnoliopsida; Rosales; Rosaceae. Gene Ontology annotation, cellular component: chloroplast envelope. The record is from RefSeq and is a predicted model, not a curated record. Bases 8 to 1057 code for a protein of 349 amino acids.
UCAAGCUAUGGCGUCCAUGGUGGCGACCUGCUUCACACUUCAACCAACUCUUCAUCCUCGUCUCGCUUUCAACAGUUCACUCUUCCCAAACCCUAGACCUCUCAAAACCUUUCCUGAUCCUAUUCUAACACCGAUCUUCCAGGUAUGCUUUUCUGCGAAGCUUCAAGAACCUAGGGUUUUGGUCCCGGUUUCCAGAGCGUGCCUCUGCUCCGCCACUGGGAUUAGAAAAGACGGCGACGGUGCUGAUUUCAAGGGUGGAAGAUCACCAUCUUGGAGGCCACGAGCAGUCGGAGCACAGAGUGAUCAUGAGACCUCAUCUGAACCCAAAAAAAAUAUCAUACUCCAAUUCGUCGAAUCCAUUCGGUCAUUCAUGUUUGGCGAUGGCGAUCCAAAUAGGGUAACGAAAGAGGAGAGAUGGAAGUUGAUUGGGCAAUACAUAACCUCCAAGGGCGGUGUUGUUGCAGCUGAAGAACUUGCUCCAUAUCUUGACCCUUUAGAAACUAAAGGGAAAAAUGACAGCCUUCCGAUCAACGACGAAACAUACAUGCUACCGGUUCUGAUGAGGUACGAGGGUCAUCCCGUGAUUGAAGAAGACGGAAACGUUCUAUACCGGUUUAUAUCUCUACAACCCACAGCCAAGGAAUCGAGUGAUCCUAAUUUUGUCAAAGGAAAACUACUUAAGAAAAAGUUUUUCAUGGAGAAUAAGUGGUGGUUCAGCAAGGCUAGCACUUUGGAGAAGGCAGUGAUGGUAGGGUUUGGUGGACUUUGUUGGAAAGGGAUUCUUAUGCUUACCGAGGGUUUGCUUCUAGAAACUCCAAUUGCACCCGGUGGUUAUGUUACGUUUUUCUCUGCAAUGCUUCCAGUACUUCAGGCUUGUGUUAUUUCCAUCACCGCUAUUCCUUCGUUGAGAUUCGUUUUGUUUUGCAUCAUUUUCCUUAAGAGAAAUGCUGAUAUUAAGAAAAGGAAUGUGGAGGAUAUGCCUGUUAAUGUCUAUGGUACUAAUAGGAGUACUAGCUAUAGUACUAACAGAAGCAGGGAUUUGAUUGAGGACAUUUGA